This is a messenger RNA of Adineta ricciae, 651 nucleotides long. The record is from the annotation of a GenBank genome assembly. NCBI's taxonomy places the organism in Eukaryota, Metazoa, Rotifera, Eurotatoria, Adinetida, Adinetidae.
AUGAUUGACAACUGUAAAAUUCUAUACUUUUCAAGUCAGAUUUUAAUAAACAUUCAAGAAAACGUUUAUUUAUCAAUAACAAGAAGAAUGGAACCACCACAAUCAACUACUCGCGCUAUGCUUCAACGUGUCGUCAAUCUAACAAAGCAUGCGUAUGGAUUACAAGUAUCACCGAAACUGAACGUUCCAUUCUGGCAUAAUAAAUCGUUUCAACAAUCAAGUACAACCUCUGACAUAGCGCAACGGUAUAGCGCACAAAGUCCAAGAGCGCCAGCCUAUGCACUAACUCCUCAAAAAAAGUUCGACUUUACCCGAGCGAAGAAAUUUCUGCAGUUAGAGCUCGACCGACGAUGUGCUCGGCUAUCAAAAACGAGCCGGUAUGAACCCAAAUUAGCUUUAGAUUUUGUUCGGGAACUAUCCUACCAUUUACGUCGUGUGCUCAAACCUGACCCAUCAAGUAAAGUUCGCUAUAAAACCGUCGUUCUUGUCACAAUUGUACAAAUACCGACGGAUCGGCAAAAACAUCAGUCGAUGGCUAUCGUUUCCAAAUGUUUGUGGAACAGUGAAACAGAUGGAUCAGUUACCGUGCAAUGUAAAAUUGGUUAUGAUAUGAUCGCCAUUGCAACUGCAUACGCAGUGUAUACUGACUAG